Molecule: messenger RNA, 1588 nt
Organism: Nymphaea colorata (pocket water lily)
Lineage: Eukaryota; Viridiplantae; Streptophyta; Magnoliopsida; Nymphaeales; Nymphaeaceae
Product: phosphoserine aminotransferase 1, chloroplastic-like
Exons: 1
Coding region: 98-1384 (428 amino acids)
Biological process (GO): L-serine biosynthetic process
Cellular component (GO): cytoplasm; chloroplast stroma
Molecular function (GO): pyridoxal phosphate binding; O-phospho-L-serine:2-oxoglutarate transaminase activity
Source: RefSeq, a predicted model, not a curated record
CUUAGUCCCGUUUCCUCCUCCCCACAGCUCUCCUCCCCCUUCCUCUCUCACCGUCUCUGCACACACACACACUCUGUCUCUCUCCUUUCUCUCAGAAAUGGCCGCAGCGUCUUCAACCUCUCAAUCGUUCCUCCUUCAGAACCAUAGAACUCCAUUCUCGAAAAAGACCACGGGAAGCCUCUCUCUUUCCUGCCCCGUUAAUGACCACCUCCCAGCUCCACAGAGGAAGCCUCUCUCCAUUUCAUGCAAGGCCGUCGCGGCGGCCCCCGUCUCCCCUUCCGGCGCGCAAGCCCAAGAGCGAGUCUUCAAUUUCGCCGCCGGCCCCGCUACCCUCCCUUUGAACGUCAUCAAGAAGGCCCAGGCCGAGCUCGACAACUGGGGAGGGUCGGGCAUGAGCAUAAUGGAGAUGAGUCACCGUGGAAAGGAGUUCCUGUCCGUGAUCCAGGAGGCCGAGGCAGAUCUCCGCGAGCUCCUCAAGGUUCCCCAGGAUUACGAGGUCCUCUUCCUCCAGGGUGGCGCCACCACCCAGUUCGCGGCGAUCCCCCUGAAUCUUUGCAAGCCUGACGAUCCCGUCGAUCACAUCGUCACGGGGUCGUGGAGUGACAAGGCAUCCAAGGAAGCCCAAAAGUUCUGCAAGCCCACCGUCGUCUGGUCCGGCAAAUCGCAGAAGUACACCGGGAUUCCCUCAUUCAGUGAGAUUAAGCAGGACCCAAAUUCGAAGUACCUGCAUAUCUGUGCUAAUGAGACGAUCCACGGCGUGGAGUUCAAGCACUACCCGGCGCCUGUCGGAAAAGAUUGCGUCUUGGUGGCUGAUAUGUCGUCGAACUUCUGCUCCAAGCCGGUGGAUGUGUCGAAAUUCGGGUUGAUCUACGCCGGGGCGCAGAAGAACGUCGGCCCGUCUGGCGUGACCAUCGUUAUAGUUCGGAAGGAUCUCAUAGGCAACGCGCAGCCAGCGACUCCCGUGAUGCUUGAUUACAAGAUCCAUUCGGAGAACAAAUCUCUGUACAAUACUCCCCCAUGCUUCGCGAUCUACAUCUGCGGGCUGGUUUUCAAAGAUCUGCUGAACCAGGGAGGAUUGGAAGCGGUCGAACGAAAGAACUCAAAGAAGGCCGGGAUCCUCUAUGAUGCCAUUGACGAGAGCGGCGGAUUUUACAGGUGCCCGGUAGAGAAAUCUGUUCGGUCGCUGAUGAACGUCCCUUUCACGCUUGAGAAGUCGGAGCUCGAGGCCGAGUUCAUCAAGGAGGCUGCCUCUCAGGGGAUGGUGCAGCUUAAGGGGCACAGAUCGGUUGGUGGUGUUCGUGCUUCAAUCUACAACGCAAUGCCGUUGGAGGGCGUUGAGAAAUUGGUUGCGUUUAUGAAGGACUUUCAGGCCAAGCAUGCAUGAAUGUGACGGAGGAGGAAGGAUCGUAUAGUUUUGGUCCUGCAAAAUUUUCUGCUUUCUUGCGAGACGGAAUCCAUAGGUAUUGCCUCCCAAGUCGAUCACAUAUCUUGUUACUAUUAUGUUCUUAGUGUAGCAUCUUUGUUACUCUUUCGAGUAAUAUGUAACGGCAGCGAGUAUGAUGGAAUAAACAUCUCUUUGUUGUUUUGA